Messenger RNA from Halichondria panicea, 2896 nucleotides. RefSeq lists its product as uncharacterized. The record is from RefSeq and is a predicted model, not a curated record. The transcript is spliced from 16 exons. NCBI's taxonomy places the organism in Eukaryota, Metazoa, Porifera, Demospongiae, Suberitida, Halichondriidae. Bases 120 to 1589 code for a protein of 489 amino acids.
AAAUGUACGUGCUUCUUUCAACUGAUGAAGUUAUACAAAUUCGUUUAUUCCUGGAAACCCACUGCUGGCUAUAAAUGAGGCAUAAGUAGUGCAUGUAAUUCAGUUUCCAUUUGUCCAAGAUGACAGCAGCUACUAGUGUACUAUUUCUCUGUUCUGUCCUGCCAAUACUAUCCCUGGCACAGCUGCAAGGUCAAUGUGACCUACCAGGUUACUAUCAACCUGAGGGGUCUGGAUUCUAUGUCUACCCCAAUCUUUCCUGCACUGAUAAUGGCUUAACUAUCCAACUAGUCCACAACUAUGCAGAGGAUCUAAGUGACUCAAGAAUCCAGCUAUUCUAUGAGUGCACUGCAGCUUCUGGGGAGGUCUCAUCUAACACAGUGCCAGACAGUUACAACACUCGAAUUGAUGACUUUGUGUACAGUGUACCCCUGUCCUCACUGCUUGUUGAUCCUGGUUCCACGUGUGCAGUGUAUGGCUGUUACGAGGAGAGUUCCAUAGACGAGAUGUUUGAACAUUUCCCAAUUCAAAGCCGAACUUGUCAGUAUACAACAGGCAGUCCACCAAGUCCCAGCAGUCCACCACCAGUUGGAGAAGUAACGUAUACGGAAGUGCCAACACAAGAGACGAGUGCAACAGUACAAGUCUCAACACAAGAAGUCACAACUGAGGGCAGAGUUGAAUCACAAUGUACUCUUAUAGGUGACUAUCAACCUGAGGGGUCUGGAUUCUAUGUCUACCCCGAUCUUUCCUGCACUGAUAAUGGCUUAACUAUCCAACUAGUCCACAACUAUACAGAAGAUCUAAGUGACUCAAGAAUCCAGCUAUUCUAUGAGUGCACUGCAGCUUCUGGGGAGGUCUCAUCUGACACAGUGCCAGACAGUUACAACACUCAACUUGAUAACUAUGUGUACAGGGUGCCUAUAUCUUCACUGCUUCUUGAUCCUGGUUCCACGUGUGCAGUGUACGGCUGUUACGAGGAGGAUACUGUAGACACGAUUUUUGAAUAUUUCUUAAUUCAAAAUCGUACUUGUCAGUAUACAGAAGUGCCAACACAAGAGACGAGUACAACAGUCUCAACACAAGAGGUCACAACUGAGGGCAGAGAAGAUUUGAAAUGUACUCUUCCAGGUGAUGAGGACUCUGGAUUCUAUGUCUACCCCGAUCUUUCCUGCACUGAUGAUGGCUUAACUAUCCAACUAGCCCACAACUAUACGUAUGAUCUAAGUUACUCAAGAAUCCAGCUAUUCUACGAGUGCACUGCAGCUUCUGGGGAGAUAUCAAACGACAUAAUACUACAAAGUCACAACAGUCAACUUGAUGACCAUGUGUACAGUGUAUCCCUGUCCUCACUGCUGGUUGAUCCUGGUUACACGUGUGCAGUGUACGGCUGUUAUGAGGAGAAUACCACAGACAAAAAGUUUCCAAUUCAAAACCGAACUUGUCAGUAUACAACAGACAGUCCACCAAGUCCCAGCAGUCCACCACCAGUUGGAGAAGUAACCACACCUAAUGGUGCCGGCAUCAUUGGCUCAUGCAGAAGCUUGUUUGUCAUCUUGGCUGGGAUUGUGCUAGCUAUAGGUACACUAUAGAGGAGCUGGACAGUGACAGCAAAUCAUCAUUCAUGUAUAUACUGCCGCAACCUACCCAUUCAUGAAUGUAUGCCAUAAUUAUACAGAUACAUAUUGUUUGUACAGUUUAACAUAGAGCAAUUGCAUGUGACUAAUUGCUGUCUGUAUUAAAAAAAUGGCACGUUAUAUAAGAAGUAGAUCAACCACUCAAUUACUGAGAACUGUAUAAUUAUGUUAUAGUUAUACUAUGGUUCGGGAUUUAAAAUAGGGGGGGGGGGGGGGGUAAUAAUGAUGAUUACCUAACCAGGCAAUUUCCUCAUAGGAAGACCUUAGCGAUACUUCAGUAAUUUUAACACUGGAUUGUAUUUCACUUCUUGGGUGGCAUAUCAAAUGGAAGCCAUUUCAAAGAGGAUACGCACACACAAGACUUCAUAAAUAGAGCCACGUUCAUUUUAAUAGCAUAUAUAGAAGCAGCUAGACUAUAGCUAGCUAUAUUUUAAGCUAUAAUUAUUAUACAAUGAAAGUGCCUAGCUGUGCUCUGAUACUAUAUUCCAUCCUACCAGUGUUAGCAUUGACACAGUCUCAGUGUGACUUCGGAGAUGAAUCCAGUGGUAUAUCGACCCGUGGACCCUGGAUUCAACGUCUACCCCGAUCUCUCCUGCACUGAUAAGGGCCUAAGUUUCAAACUAGUCCACAAUUAUGUGCAGACUCGUGACUCAAGAAUUCAGCUAUACUAUGAGUGUAAAAAUUGGACUGGAAACGUUCUAUCUGGUGGUGAAGUGCCCAACUCUCGCCACUUUCCCAUCGAUGAUUUCGUUUAUAGUGUACCAUUGACAAUAUCAUCGUCAAUAGUUACCUCUUCGUCGUGUCAGGUGUACGGCUGUUACCAAGAGAAUGUCAUUGACUCAUUACAUCACUAUUUCCCCAUUCAAAAUAGAAGUUGUCAAUACGAAGCAGAGGCUAUAACUACCACCACAGCUGCCACUACAACCACACCCUCUACAACGUCCUCUCCAGCCAUUGACAGGCAGACAACAACAACAAGACCACUACUAAUGGUUCAAAACGAAACUGAAUUCAAUCAUGCUGAAACACUUGGUUCAAGGAUAAACUUGUUACUCCUCAUAGCAGGAAUUCUAAUGACUAUUGCGAUAUGAUUCAGAGCACAAUAGAACACACCACCAGUUAUGUACCACCAAUUAUACAUGUACGUACCAACACUGCACUUCUGUACAUGCACAUACACCCAUUGUUUGUUGUUAUACAAGUUUGUGUACGUACUCAUGUCAGAAACCCAUGGAAUGAUUUUAAUGAAUAUUAUACAGCAA